Molecule: messenger RNA, 4128 nt
Organism: Heteronotia binoei (common prickly gecko)
Lineage: Eukaryota; Metazoa; Chordata; Lepidosauria; Squamata; Gekkonidae
Gene: EFCAB5
Product: EF-hand calcium binding domain 5
Exons: 20
Coding region: 1-4128 (1375 amino acids)
Molecular function (GO): calcium ion binding
Source: RefSeq, a predicted model, not a curated record
AUGGCGAAACAGCCUGGAAAGCCAUCUGAGGAUCCUGAGACGACUGCCCUCUGGGACGAGUUUGUAAAAAGGGGAAAGCAAAGGCCGCAGCUUAGCCUUCGACCGCCAACUCCGAGGGCAGAUGCUCAGUGGAAGGGCAUUUUCUAUGAGAACGUGCAAUCGAGGGCUUUGAAUCUGCAGAACGUGAAGGUGGGCAAACUCCGCAGGAACAAGGCGCAGCAAGAAAAGGCAGAGAAGAAAGUACCCCCAGAUGGGCUGUCCAGAGAAUGGUUUGAGGAAGAGGCCAUGACGCUGGAGACUCGGGCCUACUUGCUGGAUAAACUCCUCCCUACCUUAGUGCCCGGUGUAGAGAAACUGCUAAAGGUGGCAGAAAGGAAGAAGAUGCUCGAAGCGGAGACUGAGGAGCCCUCCACAUUUGACCCCAUCAAUUUCCUGGGAGAAUACCUGAUGAGGUGUAAUCCUGCCUACGACAUUUCUGCACUGUCAGAUCCCUACGCAAGAGGAAUUAAGGCAGUCUCUGAAGAGCUGAAGGCUCAGGUGCCAGAGACAACACCAAACAAGCUAGCCCACUUAAAGGUGUUGGUCGAGGAAAAGCGCAAACAGAGGGAAGAGGUGGAAGAGAUCAAGAGUCGUGUGAAAGCAAUGCGCAAGAAGGCCUUGGCUAUACAGUUCAGAGAAUGGACACUGGACACCAGUUUACAGAUCCCACUUAUGCUGGUCCAGGGUGCCCUGAAGUCAUUCCUGGACAACCGCACUUUGCCCGCUGAUGCCACAAAAGGACUCUAUGCCAGGUCGCUGGAAACCAUAGAAACACUAGAGGUGAAAGUGAACAAAGAGGAAUUUGCUGAGUAUGUCUUUUCUUACAUCAAGAAUUUCACCAGCGACACAUUCGAGGACCUACUGAAGCACCUCCUCCAGUGUGCCAAUGACGCCCGAGAGAUCAUCAGGCACGACAUGUGCAGGAAGGUCUUUCUCCAACUCUUCCUGAACUGCGACCGUGGAAAGGUGGGGCUCUUGGACAGGUUACGAAUUUUAGCUCUACUGGAGACUUUCUACAGCAACUGCUCAGAGCUCGCUAGUAAGGGAUUCCGCAAUCCAAGGCAAUGGCCUGUUGUUGAACUGGAUGACAUAGAUCUCCUUGAGUUUUGGGGAGACAUGGAAGAUGACGGGCACACCCCUUCAGCACAGAGCCUUCUGUUAAAAUACUCUCAUCUUGACAUUUCCGAAAAAGCCUUAGUCCUCGGUCAGAUCUUAAAAAAUAUACUGUCUGAGGACACACUGGCCGUGCCUGGUAUAGGAGACACCGCAGAGGUGCCCAGAGAUGUUAGCCAAGAGGAAGUCAUUUUGGAGCAGCAUGUCAGUUUAGCAGAGAUGAAUGCUGUUCAGAUAACAGCUUCAGAAGAACAGGCUGCAGGAGGUCAGAAGGAACAAGAUCCAACCGCUGUCGCUGGGACAUCGGCUGCCGCUAAGGAUCCUUUUAUUGAAGCCGUGAAGGUGGGAUUGGACAUAUGGGAGAGUAAUGGGAACGUGAGGCCAGAAGAUCCUGCCGCCACAUCUGAAGGUGAAGCCGCAGCGAUGCUGGAACAGACAUCAAAGGAAAAUGAUCCGAGCUCUGUCAAACAGAUGAGCCCAGAGGAACCUGAUAUUGCUGCAAAGACAAGCGCCGCUGAGCCAGCGUCGAGCCUGGGAGAGGAGACCACAGGCCCUGAUAAGGACACUGAUGCAGACGUGGGUCACGAGCACCUGGGCGAGAGUACAGAGGAUCAGCCAACCGUGGGCACUGGCGAGCCGCUGGCAGAGGCUACCACAGAAGUCCAAGCCUCAGGCCCAUCCUCAGAGCCCACAGGGGAAGCCAGCAAGUCAUUUGAAACGGCACCUCAGCUGAUCUAUGGACUGCCGUGGUCAGGUGAUUUUGAGACUGGCAACCUGGCUUUCAUUUACAGCGACUACGGCAAGGAAAUCCGGGAAGACUGGAACAACGAAGACUCCAGGUUUUCAGGCUUGCGUAUGAACAUGAUUGACAUUCAGUGCCGUGGUCCCCCUUCUUCCACAAGCGCUUUCGACAAGCACACCCUCAACCUGCCACAGUUUGUGCAGCUCAUGGAGACCUUCAUUGGCGAGGACAUUACUCUACGAGACCUAAAGAAGCUGGUGGAGUUUAUGAAGCGAGGCUACGUGCUGCUGGAGAGAGAAAAAAUCAGCCUGAUGGAAAGAGUUCGUCAUGACGCUUUCUUGGCCCGCCAGCAACUUCUUUUGGCCUCCCUCUUUGAGAAGUGGGAUAACGAAGGCUCCGGAUUUCUUGACAUGAAAGAGGUGGACGAGAUCCUCGGUACCUUUAAGGAAGGAAUGGAGAAGGAGGCCCUGGAGAAAGCUAAAUUGCAGCUCCCCGUUCCCCAGUGGCAUCCCAGUGGAGUGGUGAAGCUGUCUCAGAAAGACUUCCAAACCUACAUGGAUCUGGUCAUCUCGGAGUUCACUGGCAACGAAGACGAGAUCUUGGAUAACAUUGUGGAAUUUCUCAUGAGCAGCGUGGAGAAGCCUCACGUUGAGCGACUGCGGGGCUCUGCUCGGCGGAAGUGGCUGCACGCGAUUCAGCACACGGCCAAGACCAACGGGGGGGAAAUCGAACCCGUGUACCAAGCUGUCUUCAAGUCCCUGUGUCGGGAUGCAGAUGCCCAUGGAGACAGCAAGAAGAUCAGUGCCUACAUCGCCCUCUUGGAAUACAACAUUCUUUUUCCAGAACGGGGAGACGUUCUCCUCCACUAUGUGGCCUGCACAGAAGAUGAUGCUGAGUAUGUCCUGAACCAGUUGCUUUACAUGGAUAUGAAAGGAGUCAGCUUUGCAGCAGCAUUAGAUGACAAGCCCAUCCACGUCCCCAGAGUUCAGCUGCAUGGAAAUAUCCAUUUCUGGAACUAUGAUCGCCCUGAGAAGGAAAGGAAGGGCUCCUUCUUGGUUCUCCCACUUGAGGAUGUCCGAAGAAGAGUCUUUGGCAUUCUUGGGGUGGACACCCUCCGUGACUGUAAUGAGCAAACCAUCUUUGUGCCCCAUGAAAUCCGUUUCUAUCAGGGGAUAGCAAAGGCAUUCAGCAUAGCCUACCACCAUGUUCGCACCCAGGACAGUAUCAAGCAGAUGAUACUCACUGCCGUGGAAUGGCUGUCCGCCAGAGCACCCAGCCUCCGUGCCAUCACUGCAUACUUCAUGGAACCUGGCAAAGAAAGGAUGGAGGAUUACACCUUGCGCAAGAUAAUGACUUCCAACCAGGAGGGGCAAAUGGAGAUCUUUCCCCAUCCAGCACCAGUGCUCAGCAGAAACGACACCCUCUUCAGUGAUUACCUGUUCAAGUGCAUAGACUGUUCAGGGAUGGUGACGACGUGUGUGUAUGAAGAUCACCACAUCGCAGUUCCACUGAGGGAUCCAGCAGGCUAUGCUAUGGUGGCGUUGGACGUCAACCUCGGACAGCGCCCAAAGCUGCCAGCCUGUGAGCAUAAGGACCUGCAGAAGAUGCUGAAGAUGGUGCAAGCUGCCACUUGUGAGAUACUGAAAGAGGACAUGGGCAAUCUGGAGUCAUACUACGUCUUGGAGGCAGAGUAUGUUGGGGACUGGAGGCGUGGGGGAGUCCUCUUCUACCGGUUCAUGCUGCAAGACUUGCAAAACUGCAUCUGGAAUCUUGACCCAAAGCAUUCCUUUGAUGAAAUAAAGAGCUACGAAUACCCAUCCACCCUGGUGCACAAGAUAUUGAAGUCUGUGCUGCUGAUUUUGUACCCACAGUGGGCUGGUACAGAGGAGGUUGAAAACUGGAAACACUGCAUAGAGAAACUUGAUGGAGAACUUAUUGAGAACAUUUGCUACUUUGAUCCAACUGCUGCCUAUGUCCAAGUUCGGUCAGAAGUUCUGUACAGGUGCCUCCAAGGUAUACGCAGAAAAGAUGUCUGGAGGUUUGCCUCAGCUCCAGUGGAGUACCUUUAUAACUGGACACUCACCUGUCUGUCAUUAAUAGAGCUUGCAAAGAAACUUCAGUGUUCUCAGACUUUGGCUUCACAUUCUUCUGGGCUGCUGUUUCGCAGCUCAGUUCCGACAAGCCGGACAUCUGAGAUUUUAGAAAGCAAUGCGCAAUCCGUCUCUUCUAUUUAA